This is a messenger RNA of Polypterus senegalus (gray bichir), 3965 nucleotides long. RefSeq names its product TBC1 domain family, member 2 (gene tbc1d2). The record is from RefSeq and is a predicted model, not a curated record. Bases 590 to 3406 code for a protein of 938 amino acids. Lineage: Eukaryota; Metazoa; Chordata; Cladistia; Polypteriformes; Polypteridae. The transcript is spliced from 14 exons.
CUCACCUCAUUAUUUUAUAGGUCGGUUAAGGUAAUUGUGUUUGCUUUGCAAACGUGUCACUUAUAUAGUUCAAUUAAAUAAAAAGAAACAACCGGCACCGGCGCUUCGGACAGCAGCUGCUCCUGAUGCGUGCCCAAGGCGGCUGAAUUUUGGCGUACGCGCAGUCCCAGUUCGGAGGUUCAAGGGCGAGCCGCGUGACCCCGAGGUAGUUACCCGCCCGCGCCUCGUGUCGGUGUUCGUUUUGACAGAUGGCUGAGUUACAGGAAACUGUUAAAAGGAAUGUGUAGCAGGAUGGGCACGCCUUAUGGGCGGGAAUUGAGAGAAGAAGAAAGAGAGAAAGAAAGAAAGAAAGAAAGAAAGAAAGAGAGAAAGAAAAGGACUGUAAUGGAAUGUACCAUGAUUGUGAACCGACCGGCCAAAAGAAUACUAAUGUUAGUCAGCGUCUUUUAUUUUCUUUAAACUUGGUAGCCAUGCGUCACUGCAAGAACACAUUAAUGAAAAUCGAGUGAGGAGAUACGCGCAGGCAGAAGGAAAGCUACAGCACCUGUCCGGUUUUCGUUCAAGGUUCAGCGAUUAAUUUCGUCAACUGAUGGGAAUGGAGAACAAAUGUGAAAGUAAAAGUCCUUUGCCUGUUGCAGUCUCUUCAGCUCCUCACCAGACAGACUUAGACGGAGAGAUUUCUUCCAUACAAGAGAUAAGUGGAGUUCAACAGAAUGAAAUGGAUUUUUCAAUUGAAACAGGGAAUGUCCCAGAAAAGAGGUUAACGAAGAAACCAUUGACUAUUUCAACCACAAAACUCUGCGGGUAUCUGAACAAACAAGGAGGACCUCUGAAACAAUGGAAAUCCCGCUGGUUCAUUUAUGAGGAGAAGAAAUGUCAGCUUUAUUAUUACAGGACUUCUCAGGACGUUAAUCCUUUGGGAAGCAUUGACCUCACGAGUGCCGUCUUCAGCUACCCACCUGAGCCUGAGGAAGGGAUCUUUGAAAUUCAUACUCCAGAAAGAGUGUUUGUUCUUAAGGCAGUGAACAACCAUACUAUGAUGUACUGGCUCCAGCAGCUGCAGGUAAAGCGAUGGCAGCACAGCAGUUCUGGGGUCCGAACAAUGCUGGAUCCAGCCACAGCCAUUACCGAGAAAUCCACCCAACCUAUUUUCCAUGAAAAGGAAGAGUGCAUUGAAGAUCUUAUGCCAACUGUGAAAACGCCAACUGGUCUAGUAGGAGAAGCAGCAACACCCUGGCAACAAACAUCUCUGCAGAAUCUGUCGCUCAAACACCCCAUAACAGAACUCCAGAACACUGUCCUUAGUAUCUGUAGCAGUAAGUCACUUCAGGAGCGCUGUGUACUCCAACCUGAAGACCCACAGCAGGGCGUUGGUGGCCAAAGUAAAGAUGUCCCAAUGAAGUCGGUAUCAGAAAAUUCUAACCCCCCUCAAGACCUGAAGGCUGAAAUGUCCACAUUAGCAAGUCAGAAGAAGGAGAAGAGAUUAACUCUUGUUCCAUCACUGGAAAAGAUGCUGGGGAAAGAGUGUACCAAUGGUGAAAAUACAGCCCGACUUCAGCUGGAGGUCUUAACUCUUACAGAAGAGUUAAAGGCACAAAAGGAACUUGUGAUGCUUCUGCAGAAAGCAUUGGAGGCUGCACAGCAGGAGAAAAGGGCCUGUAAGAAAUUUCUGACAACCCCAUCGGAGGAGGACCGUUUAGAAUUAGUGAGGCAUAAGGAAAGGUGUAUGGCUGAUCUGACUAUGCGCCUGGAUGCACUAAUGAAAAAAAACAAGGAACUGAAGCAGAGUCUGGCAGUGAGAGACAGCCAUGUGGUAGAACUACAAGAACAUGUUCAAAUGCUCAUGCAAAAGAAUGAUGCCAAGCAGCAAGUCAUUUUGAAGCUGUCUGAGCAGUUGUCCAGUUUUAUUGCUCAUCCACUGAAUACAGUCUGUGACACCGUGGAGGCAGACAGUUUACGAAAUAUACAAGAGAAGUUUGAACACCUUGAGGAUUGCCUUGAAGCAUACAAGCAGCAAAAUAAGUUUUUAAACUGCGAAAUACAUCAGCUUACUAAACUCUGGAGAAAAAGCUCUGAGGAAGAGAAAGGCCUGUUAAUGAAGUGUGCUUAUUUGGAAGCAAAGAACUGCCAAAUAGAGAGCAAAUUCCUAGUGGUUCUACGCCAACUCCAAGAGAGUGCUGAUUUGGACGUUAGUCAUCAGAAGAUGGUGAAAAGGCUCAUUGAUGAUGCCCUUGAAGGAGACAUGAAGGAUGUCCUAAAGAUGAAUCCAGUCAGUGAAUUUGAUGAAUAUGGCUUUAAGAUAAUUCCCGACUAUGAAGUAGAAGAUAUGAAACUGUUAGCCAAAAUACAAGCACUUGAAAUUCGGUCCAAUAAUCUGCGUUACAAUGAAAUGGUGGAUAAACCUUUGAGGACAAGAUGGACCAAUUACUUGGGAAGUCGACCCUCAGGAGAACUGGUAAUAUCACCGGAGCUGAAAACCCUUUUGCGAUGUGGAAUCCCUCCUGAGUAUAGGCAACAGGUGUGGCUCUGGAUUGUGCAGAAGCGAACAAAACAUAUCAGAGAAAGUCAUCCUCAUCGGUAUCAGGAGUUGGUAAAGAAAUGUGAAAUGUCAGAACACCCUGCCACUCGGCAGAUUGGCCUCGACCUUCACCGCACCCUGACCACCAACAAACUCUUUUCUUCACCCUCAUCUGAUGCCAUCCAAGAGCUACGAAGGAUUUUACUUGCCUUCUCCUGGCAAAAUCCCACAAUAGGCUAUUGCCAGGGUCUCAACAGACUGGCAGCUUUAGCACUUUUAAUUCUAAAAAAUGAAGAAGAUGCUUUCUGGUGUCUCGUUGCAAUAGUGGAAAACAUCAUGCCAAGGGAUUACUAUAGUAAAACACUUAUUGCAUCUCAGGCAGAUCAAAGAGUAUUCCGUGAUUUCAUGACUGAAAAGAUGCCUCGACUCAUGGCCCACCUUGAAGAACACAACGUUGAUUUGUCCUUGAUAAGUUUCAACUGGUUCCUUGUGGUAUUUGUUGAGAGUCUUCCCACUGACAUCCUCCUUAGAGUGUGGGAUUCUUUCCUCUAUGAGGGAACCAAGGUGAUAUUUCGAUAUGCCCUAGCUCUCUUUAAAUAUAAGGAAGAGGAAAUUUUAAAAAUACAAGAAAAUGUAGAAAUCUAUCAGUAUCUGAGAUUCUUCAAUAAAACAGUCUCUGACGGAAGAAAGCUGAUGAACAUAGCCUUUAAUGACAUGAAUCCAUUUCCCAUGAAGCUGCUAAGAAACCGGCGGACAUAUCACUUAGAGCGACUAAGGGUGGAACUUGCAGAGCUUGAGCGUAUACAGGAAGAAUUUACAAGAGAACAAAAGGAAUGUAAAGAUAAGGACCUGGAUAAUGCUGGCAGUGAAGAUGAAGAAGACACAUAAUUGCCCAAGGUGGACUGCCUUGCUGUGGAAUAUAAGAGUAGGAACUCCAUGAUGCUACACUUUUGUAAAGACAGCGACAGAAAUGCAAAAUAUCUAAAAGUCUAAUGUUUUUUACAGUCAAAGGUUAAAUGCUCAAAUGUCUUUAGGCUUAUUGUAAUUGUUUCAGUGAAAUAAUGCUAAGACAAUCCUGUGUAUUGAAUAAAAAACAACUAGAAAGAGUGUCCAGGCACUUUGUCCUCCAACUGGAUCAGAUAUAAUUAUCACCAGUUGAGUGUAAAAUAGCUUGUAUUUUUUGGAUUUGUUCUUUUAAUUAUUUGAAGUUUGUACUUGUGAGUGCUGGCCAUUGAAAUGAUGUGCUUAGGUGUACACAUUGCAGGAAGGAUCAGGGUUAAACAUGUACCCUAAUGAUUCCUAGCCUCCAGGCCAUGCUGCUGUUUUAGAUUCAGUAGUACUGUAGAUUAAUGACAGCCCUCUGUGGAAUCACAACACAGUUUUAUCAUUUUCUUUACUUAUACAGUAGAUACAUUUUCUUACUGUGUUUGUAUCUAAAAUGACAAAU